AUGACGACUACAUCAACAAUGGCUUUUCAUGUGAAUUGCUCUGCACAGAGGAGGCCUUCUCUCUUCCAAAACAUUGAUCGUUUUAAGACUAGUUUGUCUUCAUCUUACAAGGAAAUUCAAGAACAUACUAAUUGCAUGCAGCCAUUACUGAAAGAGUUGAAGCAACUUUCCUUGCAACUUGAUGUUUCCCAAAUUAUGAAAAAUGCUUCAGUCAAACUUUUGGAUGCCUUAGUCGAUUCGAUGUUCCAUUUUGCUGACCAGCCCAUUCUUCCUUCUCAGGUCAACAAAGACCUUAGCAACGCCAAUGUUUUCGAGCAUUCAGGGAAGUUCUACCCUACAGCACCAGGUACUGGAGAGUUGGUUGUAUUUGGGGUUGAUGCAAUAAAACCUUUCAUGGAAGUGGGAGUCUUUUCUGCUGAUGGAAAGAGACUAGUUCACAAGGUUGAUCUCAAGUUGAACAGUUGCCCCCUUAGUCAUGACAUGGGGGUUACGGAGAGGUAUAAUGUGAUCAUGGAUUUUUGCACUAACAAUAGACUUACACAGACUCAUCAAAGGCGGCCCGUUGUAGUGAGGGGAUGCAGGUCCCUUGAAUACAUUAUAUCAAAAUCUUAUGGUAUGGAUUUGGAAGAAUCUGAGUGGGUUUCAGGAAGACUAAGGAGUAAAGAACAUGUUGAACAGAAUCCUACACCUUCGUCGAACGAUGAAUUAUUGUUCAGUCGAUCUAAUGAAUGGAGAUUAAACAUGGAAACCGUAAAGGUUAAAGAAAGAAACCUCACUGGAACUGAAUUUUGGCUGCCAAAAUUUGGAGGUCUAGCCAAGUUGUUCUUUGAUGAAACUUCGAGUAAGGAAGGGGAGAAAACGGAAGGGCAUAUAAAGGUGGAAUACCAUGAAUUCGAGGGAAACACCUUCUGCACUGGAUCUGCCUUUGUCCCUAAAGAAGGUGGUCUAGAAGAAGAUGAUGGCUGGAUCAUCACUUUUGUCCCUAAAGAAGGUGGUCUAGAAGAAGAUGAGGGCUGGAUCAUCACUUUUGUUCAUGAUGAAGACGCCAAUACAUCCAAAGUUUACAUAAUUGACACUUCACAAGUGAGCCUGUUGCCAAAAUUACAUUGCCAUGCAAAGUCCCAUGUGGAUUCCAUGGAGCAUUUAUGCCAAUUCCAUCGCACAAUUAAUUGGACAUCAUAAGCCACAUUAACUUUGUGGAGAAAUUAGCCGACUUGACAAGAACCUUGGAUGCAAUUAAGUCUAAAGGAUUUUAGAGUAAUUCAGGAAGUAAUCGAGCAAGCUGAAAACUACGGAAGUGAGUUAAUACUAUAUAUUAAUUAGUUAGGGUUAAUUAUUUUAUACUGUAGAAUGAAAUGAAAGCUAAAUGGCAAAGGCUUCAUAUGUCUAGUGGAAGGGGCCUAGAUAUAUAUACUUUGGAGUUUAAAUAAUUCU
Populus euphratica (Euphrates poplar) is the source of this 1434-nucleotide messenger RNA. The record is from RefSeq and is a predicted model, not a curated record. NCBI's taxonomy places the organism in Eukaryota, Viridiplantae, Streptophyta, Magnoliopsida, Malpighiales, Salicaceae.